This is a messenger RNA of Vigna unguiculata (cowpea), 1079 nucleotides long. RefSeq names its product Plant VAMP (vesicle-associated membrane protein) family protein. Gene Ontology annotation, biological process: endoplasmic reticulum membrane organization. NCBI's taxonomy places the organism in Eukaryota, Viridiplantae, Streptophyta, Magnoliopsida, Fabales, Fabaceae. The record is from RefSeq and is a predicted model, not a curated record. Gene Ontology annotation, cellular component: plasma membrane; endoplasmic reticulum membrane.
GUCUCUCUCUCUCUGUUAUUCAGUGCCUCUGCGAAAACCAGAUGGCACAGACAUACAGUGUGGAGGAGUGUGAAGGCGAAAAGCGAUCUCGGUGGCUAAAAUUCUGCAAAAUUUGGUUAAGGACUUUGUAGCCAUCGGUGCCCCAUACUCCUCGUUCCAUCACAUAUUUCUUCUUCCUCUUCUCCUUCACGCGAUGUGAUGUCACUCUAAUUCAUUUCUUCCUCCAUUCCCCAUUCCCCCUUUCCCCCCACUCCCCUUCUCCGCCAUGACCGCCUCUCAACUCAUCUCCGUUAGUCCCGACGAACUCCGCUUCCAUUUUGAGUUGGAGAAGCAAACGUUUUGCGAUCUUAAGGUCCUCAAUAACACACAGAAUCAUGUUGCUUUCAAGGUCAAAACCACUUCUCCCAAGAAAUACUUUGUACGACCAAACACCGGUGUCGUACACCCCUGGGACUCCUGUAUCAUCAGAGUCACUCUCCAAGCCCAACGGGAAUACCCUCCAGACAUGCAAUGUAAAGACAAGUUUCUGUUACAGAGUACAAUAGUGAGUUCAAAUACAGAUGUUGACGACCUCCCGGCAGAUACUUUUAAUAAGGAAAGUGGUAAUUCGAUAGAGGAGUUGAAAUUAAGAGUUGCAUAUAUCUCUACUGCCUCACCCGAAGGAAGCUCUGAAGAUGAUGCAUCCAGGAACUCACAUAAACUCGAUUCCUCUUCUAGUCAGGUUUUGCAGAAUCUGAAGGAAGAAAGAGAUGCCGCUGUCAGACAAACGAGACAACUGCAACAAGAAGUGGACAUGCUGAAAAGACGAAGAAACAGAAAAGGUGAUCCUGGCUUUUCCUUCAUCUUUGCCAUUUUUGUGGGUGUCCUUGGAGUUUUACUUGGCUUUCUUUUUAAACUGUUAUUCUCUUCUCCAUCUAGAGAAUGAUUUAGACUAUUCCGUAAAUUUGCAUGCAGACUCUCCGUAUUGUUCACUGUAUACGUUUAAAGUUUAAUAUUCUUUUGAAUUAGAAUUUUUCCAAUACGCCUCAUAGACUUGACGCACUGUUGUUUGGAAGAGGAAUGGAAAUGUUUGUUAGUAA